AAAUACAUCUCAUUCUCAGCUAAGCGAUUUUAUCCUAGACUAAAAUUUUGUUGUAUAAAAGCUUUUAUUUUACAUUGAACAUGAACGAAAACAAAAAUUUUGGAAAUUGCAAAGUGGGAACUUGCAACUUUAUGUGCCCUGCAGCUGAGAUAGAGCUAAGAACUAGAGAAAGAUUAGUACAUUUCCUUGAAAAGACAUUACAAAAUGGAAGGCUUCAGACUGAUACAGAUAAAAUGGUUAAAGAAUACAGUAGGCCAGCAGCAGGUAAACGAGACCCUGGUCCAGAUGACCUUCGACCUCCAGAAGUUUUAGUCAGAACUGUCGAUUAUCUUCUUGGUAGUAUAUCAGCGAGAAAAGAUGUUGCCUGGAAAGAUAUAUACGAUUUUGUUUUUGACCGAUUACGAUGUGUUCGACAAGAUAUGGUGAUACAGAAUAUAGGGGGCAGCAGUGGUAUAAACAUACUAGAAAAAAUAGCAAGAUUUCAUAUCUAUGCUGGAUACAGAUUAUGUACUGAACCAAUAGCAAGAUUCGACCCCAAGAUUAACAACCAACAUACACAAGAAUGUUUGAAAAGACUAUUAUAUGUAUACUCAGUUGUACCUGGUGACCAUGACAACAGACAGGAGUUUGAAAGUGUUUAUUUAUUGUAUAAUCUGGGUCAGACUGAUGCUUUGAUGCACUUUUAUGAUUUAAGUAAAGAUUUACGGACUUCAUCCCUCAUUAGCUUAUGUUAUAGGACCAGUAUUGAAUACAUGCUAGGAAAUAAUGUCAGGUGUCUUCGUUUGCUCCACCACUAUCAAUGUAAACAGUAUCCAAUAUUACUGUGUGCUCUACAUCGCCAUCUUUCAAACAUCCAGAGACAAUCCUUGCAGACUAUGAAUACAGCCUGUAGCUCAAAAGCAUCCAAAUAUCCUGUGGAGAACCUCUUAAAGUUGUUUAUGUUUACAGAUACUGAUCAUGUGAUCUCAGAAUGUGAACAGUGUGGUUUGAACAUUAGCUAUGAUAAACAGUCUGUGAACUUCUUGAAAGGAUCUUUCAACCAUCCGGACAAGGAGCACAAAUCUUACUUAGAGGUUAUAGACAAAUUAAUAACAAUGGAUAAUUUAUCUGACAUUCUUCUGAAAAAGCUACCACCAUAGUCGACAUAAGUCCUGUAAAAUUUGCCAUUGGAAUGGAAAAUUAAGUCAAACAUUUUAUUAGAAUUAAAACAAUAUCAAAACAUUUUUACCAUUUUUAAUAGUUUCGGAAAAUAUUGGAUGAAGUGUACCGUUUACAAUUGCAGAUGAACGCUGUAGCCAUAAAUUCGCUGUAAGAUUUUAUAUCAAAUUAAUUAGAAUGCAAUUUUUACAAAGGUGUGAUUUCUUAAAUGAGAAAACAGUAUUUUCUUUUUACAUAUACAUUUAAAUAAGAUUUGAGGUAUUAUUUUGCAACAAACUUGAAGAAUAUGAAAUUGAAUUAAAUUAUAUAUUUUCAAAUUUUUUAUCGUUAAUUUUAUUGUCUAUUGGGAGCCUUAGAUUUUAGAGUCAAUGUAUAUUUGCAAUAUGUGAAAUUUUGUGUGGCUAAAUAUUUUUCUCAGUUUUUUUACUGUUUUAUAUACAAUUAACUUUUAUAUAUUGUAAUGUAAUUGUGAUAUAUAAUUAGAUUUUAAUGUGAAUCUUAAGACUGGCAAUAUAUUUUAUCAUAUUUAUUUUUAAAACAUAUUUUAUCCAUGUUAAACAUUUUAAAAUAUGUAUUUUUUUUUAUUUAUUUAAGGUAUUUUUUGGCUAUAGGCUUUUCCAUUAAAAUUGAUCUGGAGGGAGGGUAUGAACUAACUUCUAAAUAUUUCUAAUGCAACAUACUUUUUUUUUAGUUAUUUGCAAAUUGGAGGAUUUGAAUGGGUUUUACAGAAUAGAAAAUAAGGGGGAAAGAUACAGUGAAAAUAAAGGGCAGAAAAAAAAUAAAAAAUAAAUGUAGAUUAAAAAAUGAAUAAUUGGGAGCUGAGAUAUGAAGGAGGAGAGAGAAUGAUUUUAAAAUGCUAAAAUUUGAAGAAUAAAGAGAAUUAUUGAAUGGAAUUACAAUAAGAAUAGAGAAUAAUGGGGGAGAUAAAAGAAUAGAGAUUUUUUUAAAAAGCAUCAAAAUUUGAAAAAUACAUAUACAUGAUAUAUGAAGGACCUCCAUUUAGAGCCCUCAAAGGUGCCUUCAUAACAAAAAAUUCACUUCCUGCCCUCCCACAUCAUUUUUGGGGAAUAGCCUGAAACGUCAUUAUGUCUUUUAACAAUUAUUUUAUUGUCAUAUGGUCUCAUAUUGUUUUGUAUUUUUAAUUAUAUUUAUAAAUCAAUUAAACAUGUA
This is a messenger RNA of Mytilus trossulus (common blue mussel), 2328 nucleotides long. Its product is annotated as germinal-center associated nuclear protein-like. The record is from RefSeq and is a predicted model, not a curated record. Gene Ontology annotation, cellular component: nucleus; centrosome; spindle. Gene Ontology annotation, biological process: spindle assembly; centrosome duplication. Bases 81 to 1139 code for a protein of 352 amino acids. Lineage: Eukaryota; Metazoa; Mollusca; Bivalvia; Mytilida; Mytilidae. The transcript has 8 exons.